Menidia menidia (Atlantic silverside) is the source of this 2071-nucleotide messenger RNA. The record is from the annotation of a GenBank genome assembly. Lineage: Eukaryota; Metazoa; Chordata; Actinopteri; Atheriniformes; Atherinopsidae.
UUCCGCUUCCCCAUGGACUCAAACCACAAACCCUCUUGCUAAGAGGUGACAGUGCUACCCACAGGGUUUUGUCCAGCCCUGUAGGUCAGGGCAUCUUUGUUUUAAUCAUUGUACUUCUUUAAAGAAAAAAAAUGUGACCUGCUGUUGACCAAAAUAGAGGAAGAGAGAAACUACUGACCACAGAGAAGAACUUCAGUUUCGAUUGACGGUGUCAUCAUUUGAGCGACGUUAGUCCAAAGGUUGCGACUAAGUCCCCACUCCCAUUGUAGUUUACAGCCUAUACUCACUCCAGGACUCACUGCACGAAGGCAGGCAGCAAGAUGAAGACCCUUCUGCUUGUAGGGAUUGUUUUUUCAACGCUCCACAUCAGCAACUCUGUACUUCAAGAAUUCUGUAACGCCCCUCCUGAUGGAGGCCAAGGCAAACUUUUCCUCUUUUCAGUGUUUUAUGAUCCAACGUCGGAUCAGUGCAAGCCUUUCUUCUACCAAGGCGAGGGAGGAAAUAACAACCGUUUUCUAAAUGAAAGAGAGUGCAUGAGAAACUGUUCAGAAAGAGCAGAGAAUUUAUACCCCAUGCAAGCGGUCAAAGCGUGCCACUACAAACACGAGAGAGGUGGAUGUAGUGGACACUACCUGAGGUACUACUAUGACUCGGUUCACAACAAGUGCAAGAAGUUCAUUUGGACUGGAUGCCUUGGAAAUGGAAACAGAUUCUUUUCCCAUGAGAGCUGCAACGCCACCUGUGCCGGCAUCCAUGAUGAUGGUGAAGAGCUUGAGGAGGACGAGCCUGAUACUCCUAUCGCAAUCAUCUGUGGUGUUUUGCUUUCUGUCAUCAUUUUGUCCAUCAUUAUUACUGUUACCGUCCUGACUGUUCAGUCAAAGAAAAAGAAAGCCAUGAAGACAAGAGAAAAAAGCACCAAUCCCCAGUCGGACGCACCUCUUCAGGAGGGAGGCAUCGAGAUGACAUAAAACAUCAGCUCAGCUAAAAAGCAAAGCUUUGACCAGUUUGCCAUUAGGAACUUUUUUUUUCACUGGAACCAUAUACAUUACAGUUGUGAAUGAGAAUAGUUUGAAAAGGUUCUGUUUUUUGGACUGUGUCAUCAUUUUGCAGAUGUGUGUACGGUAAUUUCUCUUUUAAAUGUGUAAAGUGAUUUUCUUUUACCCUUUGUCAUCAUGAAAAGUUUAAUAAAUACUUUUAGCUCAUAAUCAUAUAAAGUCACUAUCAGCAGCAUCAGUCGAUCUAUUUUUCAAUCUAUAUCACAAGGCAGGAGCCUGAAAGUUUCCUUUUCUUUACUCUUCUCAUUUGUCAAAGUGAUGUGUUGUUUUCAUUAAGACAGAGAAAAAUUAAUGAAUUUGGAUUGUGCACUGUGUCUCUGGUAGAAAGAAAUACAUAAUAUCAGGUCCGAUCAGUUUUUAUUACAAAGCUGGAACAUUUUAGGAAGGAUAAUUAUAUCAAAAUAGUGCCCUCUGUAAAGCAAUAACUUUCCAUUACAAUUCAUUUUAAGAGAAACAUCAGUUUUAACUAUGUCAUUUAAACGGGAGAAAAAAACUAUUUCAAAUAUAUUUUCUAAUUGGUUGUUUUCAAAAAUCCCAUUUCUCUGUUUCUGAAACACAACUACAUCAUCAUCAUCACAAGUUGCUGAAAGUUGUUUGAUUUUUGCUUGUACUAUUUCAAAAAUCCAAAUGUUUGUUUUUAACCCUUUCUGUGCAGCGAUAGCUUGACUAUUCUUUAUUCUAUUAAGUUUUUUGCUCAUAUUUUGUGAAUUAACACAUAACAUUUGCUGUCAUGUGAUGAUGUGUUAAAUAUUCAAUAGCCUAUGUUAUGACACAUUUUUUUAAAAGACAGGUAUUUUUAUUAUUCUGUAUGUGUGGUGCAAAUAUUCACAAAACAUCUUUAUAGUCAUUUUGCUCUGAAAUAUUCUCAGGGUUGUUGUUUAACAAAAUCAACUUCAGGGCUUUUUCAAAAUGUGCUAUGAAUUGUGUUUGCACUGCAUCAGGGUGGAAAUAUAUGGUGAUGUUUGUUUGACUGCUUCAAUAAAAUCAGCUUGUUGUGUUUCGAUUGAUUUGUUUUG